Astrephomene gubernaculifera is the source of this 2193-nucleotide messenger RNA. Lineage: Eukaryota; Viridiplantae; Chlorophyta; Chlorophyceae; Chlamydomonadales; Astrephomenaceae. The record is from the annotation of a GenBank genome assembly.
ACGGCUCCGGGUGCAGCAGCUACGCGGGAACACAGGGCGAGCCCACCGACAUGUACCUCUACAUCACCGCCGUACAGAACGCCGACUGCUCCGCGGGUGCAGCCGCCUGGGCGCGCCCCUGCCUGCUGGACCUGGGCGACAACCGGCCGCUGGCGGGGGCGGCCAACAUCUGUCCCUCGGCGCUGGGGCUGCUUGGGGAGGAGGCGCUGAGUGCGGUGCUGCUACAUGAGAUGAUACAUGCGCUGGGUUUCACCGAGUCCAUGUUCAACCUCACUCGCCGCCCCGACGGCUCCCACCGCCCCCUCUCGGAGGUGGUGCAGGUGGCGGGGGGCAGCAGCAGCGGCAGCGGAGGGGGCAGCGGGGUGAGCCGGCUGGUGACGCCGGCGGUGGUGGCGGCGGCUCGGGCGCACUGGGGGUGUCCGGGGCUGGCAGGGGCGCAGCUGGAGGAGGAGGGCAGUGCGGGCAGUGCGGGCAGCCACUGGGAGUACACACACUAUCAGGGCGAGGUCAUGGUGGCCUCCACCAUCUUCUCCGCCUCCGGCUCCCCGCCCGCCCUCUCCAACCUCACCCUGUCGUACCUGGAGGACACGGGGUGGUACGGCGUCAACCGCAGCGCCGCGGGGCUGCUGUCCUGGGGCGCGGGGUCGGGCUGUGCGCUGCCCUCCUCGCCCUCGUGCUGGCAGUACAUGCAGGAGGUGCCGGAACAGCAGCUCUUCUGCGACCCCAGCACUGGCGACAGCUCCUCCCUCUGCAGCCCCGACCACAAGGCCCCCGGGAUGUGUCGCUCGCUCAACUUCACGGGCGGCUGCGGAAUGGUGCUCUCACGGAAUGCGGAGCAGACGUGCCUGGGCCCCAACGCCGCCUACGACAUGCCCGAUGUGUUUGGCUGGGGCACCGGCUCCCCCUCCACCCGCUGCUUCCCGGUGGUGUACCGCUUCCAAGCCACGGUGGGCAGCAACAGAUACACCUUCCCUGCGACAGGCCUAGACGGAGACACGGACGCCGCCUGCUUCGACACCUCCUGCUCCCCCGACGGCACCAAGGUCUACGUGAAGCUGCUGGGGCGGCAGUUCGAAUGCCCCGCCGGCAGCUACCUCAGCCUGCCUCAGCUGCUGCCCUCCCGCUACUCCUCGGGCCGCAUCGGGCCCUGCCCCGACCCACGGGUCAUCUGCGCCACCCAGAGCUGCCCCGCCUCCUCCUGCAGCUCCACUGGCGGGGACUGCCUCAACGGCUCCUGCUACUGCCGCCUCGCCUACACAGGGCCCGACUGCGCCACCAAUCUCAUCACCGGAACCACAACGGCAGUCACCCAGGACGCUUCUUCCCCUGACACCAACACCAGCAGCAACACCUCCUCCACCUCCUCCCCGCCCCCUCCCGCCUCCGUUUGGACCCAGGUGGUGCAGAUCUCCCUGGAGUUGGCUGAUCCUGUGGUGCGGGUGCAGGCGCGGGCGGCCGACCUGGUUUCCCUGCUGGCGGGGUGGGCGGAUCUGCGGGCGGGGGCGGUGCAGCUGGUGCUGGUGGCUCCUGCCAGCAGCAGCAGCGACAACACCAACAGCAGCAGCAGCAGCGGGAGUGGGAGUACGGCAGCUGGUGAGAGCAACAGCGGCAGCACCAGUAGCGGUGCCGUACAGCAGGCGGGCCAGGCGUACGACGGCAGCUUCGGCAACAGCAGCAGCCCCACACGCAGACGGGCUCUGCAGCAGCAGUCGGCCUCCCCUCCUCCCUCGCUGCCCCGCUCCUCCUCGCCCCCUCCUGCUCCCGCCGCUGCCGCCAGUGUGGCCACCGCGUUGCUGUCCCCCCCCGGCAGCGCCGCAGUGGCUAUCCUGGUGGGGCGGCUGCGUGACGUCACCCAGCUGCAGCUGCUGUACGGACAGCUGGCAGCAGCGGGGUUUGCGGUGGUGCCGGGCAGCGCCAGCUUCCAGACGCUUAUUACCAAGGUUACGGCCUCGCCUCCCCCUCCCUCCUCCUCCUCCUCCUCCCUCAGCGCCUCCCUCUCCUCCAGCUCCCCCUCCUCCUCCGCUCAGCAGGAGGACCACAGCCGCUCGGUCGUCAUCAUUGCCAUCACAGCGGGAGCGGUGGCGGCAGCGGGCGUGCUGGUGGCGGGGGUGGUGGUAGCGGUCAUGCGGAGGAGGCGCAGCAGCAGCGGCAGUGGCGACAAGCUGCCACGGCGCGCCCACCGGUACCAUGCGG